AUGCGCUUGCUCAAUGCUUGGACCCUCCGCGUCGAGGAGUUCUUCGACGACAGCACCCUCCCCAGAUAUGCCAUCCUCUCGCAUCGAUGGCAGGACGAAGAGGUCUCCCUGCAGCAGCUGAGAGACGGCCAGGCGGCGCAGCUGCACGGUUACAAGAAGCUGGCAGACAGCUGCUCCCAGGCGCUGCGUGACGGCUUCGACUACGUCUGGAUCGAUACCUGCUGCAUCGACAAGACCAGCAGCGCUGAGCUGUCCGAGGCCCUCAACUCCAUGUUCCAGUGGUACCAGCGUGCGAGCGUGUGCUAUGCCUACCUAUUCGACGUGGAUGAGACAUCCAUCACUAGCAAGGAGUCAUCGACUUUCUACCGCAGCGCCUGGUUUACCCGUGGAUGGACGCUACAGGAGCUUCUGGCCCCGGCCACCGUCGAGUUCUUCAACGGCGCAUGGCAGAGGCUCGGUACCAAGGUCAAGCUCAAGGAUGCGAUAUGCGAGGUGACGGGCAUUCAUCCCGGCGUGCUCACGGGUGAGCUCGACCUGCAGUCCUUCUCCGUUGCCCAGCGCAUGUCCUGGGCUGCCCGUCGCACCACUGCAAAGGUUGAGGAUCGAGCGUACAGUCUGCUGGGAAUCUUCGGCAUCAAUAUGCCCAUGCUCUAUGGCGAAGGCGAGAGGGCCUUCCUGCGUCUCCAGGAGGAGAUCAUGAAGCAGUCGGACGACCACACCCUUUUUGCCUGGAAGAGCUCUGACCAAAAUUUCCGGGGCUUGUUCGCCAAAUCCCCUGCUGCAUUUGCCGAUAGCGGCAAUCUCGUGCAGUCUGCCAGCAAGUGGAACAUGAAGCCUUACUCGCUAACCAACAUGGGCCUUUCGAUCGAGCUCGCCAUGGUCGAGUGGUCUAUGGGUGUGUACCUCGCCGCGCUGGAUUGCCAAACCGAAGGAGUGCAGAACAGCCGUGUCGGCAUCUUCCUCUCUGACCUACCGGAGAAAAACCAGUAUGCCAGGAUAAUGCUCGACGGUGUCGACCUACCUCGCUUCUCCACCAACCGCCAGAGCCAAUACCGUUAUAUCUAUGUAAGACAGAACAUUCGAGGCUCCCUGCAACCAACAGAGCGGGAGUACGGCUUUUGGCUGCGUCGGAUGCCCAAACCGAACUCUUCCCCAGAUGCCACUUUCGACGUCACUGCAUGGAACAAGAGUUGGACAAGACAAAACAUGGUCUUCACCAUUCCGAAGGGAGAGUCCGGGACCGCUGUCGUUAUACGGUACAAGCCCGAGGUGGGCAUCACCCAAAAUGUCAAGCUUGGAUUCGACCCCAAGUUCAAUCCGGUUUGCCAGUUUGGAGGGCAGUACUACUCGCCAAAGAUGUUUGGCUCUCCAGCUCGCGACACUUUCGAUGGUAUCAUGGCGACGGACUGGAUGAAUCCCCGUCUUGAAGGGGUGCAUGUGGGCGACAAGGAGGCCGGCUUGAAUAUCGACGACUACAUUCGCAUCCUCAUCCUCAAAGAGACCGUCAAGGGCAAGGAAAUGUGGGUGGUCUACAUCGCCCACUAUGACGAGGAAGCUGUUUGGUACCGUGAUCGAGUGUGUGAUGGCUGCCAUCUGACGAUAUUCGGCAAACUAUACAGGUGCAGCGAGUGUUCGGGGUUCGACUAUUGUGAGGACUGCUAUGCCAAGGCAGACAAGACUCACCCCCAGCACAGGUUCAAAAAGGAUAAGCCUGUAUGCCAUUCUGGCGUCAAGUGCGACAGCUGCUCAUCGAAGGUAUAUGGGAGCCGCUACAAGUGCUCUCGCUGCCCGGACUUUGACCUUUGCUGCUAUUGCUUUGCGGAUGCUAUGAAGAUUCACCCGCAGCAUCAGUUCAAGGAGAUCAAGAAGCCAUAG
Molecule: messenger RNA, 1875 nt
Organism: Nannizzia gypsea CBS 118893
Lineage: Eukaryota; Fungi; Ascomycota; Eurotiomycetes; Onygenales; Arthrodermataceae
Product: HET domain-containing protein
Exons: 3
Coding region: 1-1875 (624 amino acids)
Molecular function (GO): zinc ion binding
Source: RefSeq, a predicted model, not a curated record